AUGGCGACGGAGGCUCCAGAUGCGCAUUCACUCAAAGCAUGGCAGGAGGCAUUCCAAUAUCAGAUCCCAACGGUGCGGCGGAUCGAACAGGAACUCCGUCGGGAUGUCAUCAGCAAUAGAGAGAAGCUACGAUCCCUGGUUGGUUUAAGAUACCGGGAUCUUCUGGACACGGCGCAAACAAUCAUCGAGAUGAACGAAGAGAUCAAGCAAGUCGAGCGAAACUUGUCUGAAGUAGGGAGAUGCUGUAAUCCUGCUACAAUUGCCCAAAAGUCCGCCAGCUUGCAUCGAUUGCGAGAAGAUAAUUUGGAAAAAGUGUCGAGCGACCGAACGUUUGCAUCUCAAUUGACCCUCCUUUCCAACUGCGUGUCAGCUAUCUCGCGGAUCCUUCGACAACGCGGCUCGACAGUUGUCGCCGCAAAACUCCUCGUAAUCUCGAGGCUGCUUCAUAACUCCCUGUCGCAGUCUACGCGCGCAACACACUACGUGAAGAGGCUAUGGAAUCAACUAACACCCCUGCGAUACACACUUUCAAGACGUAUUGAUCUACGACUUGCUUCGUUAGACUCCUCUGUUCAGAAUAUAAUCGAAUCCUUAUCUGCAUUCUGUCUAGCUACUAGCUCCUCUGCCGACGAUGCCCUUGGCCAUUUCCAUAAAGUCCGGUCAGAAGCAAUCAAACGCAAGAUCGAAGGGAGUUGCUCUCUUAGUGAUUGUAUAUUGGAAGCCCUGAUCCUUUACAGGGACACUUUAAGGAAAACCGCCGAUAUACUAUCUGGCCCGCUCUUUGAUGCGUUAAAGAAAUUGACGUCUCACCCUCUCCUCGAUGACCCGAAAAUCCAAUGUAUGGGUGACCUUGGACUUGAUAUGGUUCAAUUGUGGAUCUCCAAGGAGAUCAGGAACUUUACACCUUGGAUUAAGCAUGAUCAAAUAUCUAAACAGGCUUCGGCGAAAGCCAUCAGGUCAUGGUCGAUAAAAGCAUUUGAAGAACUAGUUAGUCAGGCAAAGGUCAGGCUGGCUCAGUGUGAAAAUUUCCAGGAAAUACUUUCUGUGCGCAGCUGCCUCCUGAACGAAUGGCUGCCAGUGAUGAAUCUUACACCGUGUCACAGUCCGAUAAAGGUACUGGAAGGAAUCCGCGCUUUGGUCAAUGAUCAGCUUGUCUCAAUCCUUCGAGCACAGAGCAAAGAUCUCACGUUUAUCGGCGACGAAUUAUCUUCAACACUAGACGGCUGGUCGAAUAUUCGAAACCAUGAUCUAGAAUUAUCGCUAUGGGACCCAGACCUUGUCUUUGUGGACUUCUCAGAUGGUGCUACCUUGUUUAAGCACGAGCUAGUGAAAAGGACCCAAGGACAGGGCUCUCAUGUGCUUGAAAUUUUGGAUGUGUAUCAGACUUGGCUUACAGCCGUCAGUAGUCGUUCGACUAUGAUUCAGGACCUUAAGAGCGAAAGAUGGGAGGACAUUAUGGAAGACGAUGUUGACGAAGAAUCCCUUGAAACAGUCACCGGAUUGUUGAAGGAAGAUGACCCUCACCUCUUGCAAACGGAGCACGCGGAGUCUUUGCUAAACGGAUAUAAAUUGUUGCAAUCCUCUCUGAGCGGAGCCAUAGAGAGGAUAGAAGAACCACACGGUGCAACGCAAACCGCAUUUCUCCUUCGAAUUACUCGAGCAAUUCGAAGUAACAUUCCGAAUGAAGUGGCUGGGCAAAAUUUUACCUUUGCUCAAGACUUAGUACCUAAACUUCACCGAAUUCUUGGCCAAGAGAUAUCCUCUCGGGUUUCCGCGUCCGCGUUGACCGGGCUAUUGAGCCGUUCUCGAAAGAGAUGCCCGGGACGGACACUCUGGGAAGGGGAUCCCCCACUUCCAACGCAGCCGUCUCAAGCGGCCUUUAAGUUUUUGCGAGAAUUGGCUGUGGCAAUGGAGCAACAGGGGGCUGAUCUAUGGAAUAUUUUGGCGGUGGAUGAAUUGAAACUGUGCACGGUUGGCCAGAUCAUAGCAGACGUCAGCUCCAGUCUUGCGAAGCAAUCGACAACGGCCGAAGCUGAACAGGAUACCGCGGAUGUCGAGGAAGGAGAAGAAGAUGAGCAGAAAGAUUUAGAGCCUGAUUUUACGCGGGACCACAAGAUUCAGCUCCUGUUUGACUUGUUAUACCUCAGCUGCGCGUUUAGCACAACCGCGUCGAACGUUCGGGGUGGAUUGGACGCGCUAAUUAGUUCUUUGGUGGAAGCCUUGAGAUUUGAAGACAGCUCUAUGAAUUCUCUGAGUAAACGCUCCCAGGAAUACUGGAAACGAACUCAGUUGCUUUUCGGAUUGCUGGCCUAGACAGGCGGCCGUCGUUUCUCUUGAUACCACGCUAUAAACGCGCGCGCGACGAA
Messenger RNA from Coccidioides posadasii C735 delta SOWgp, 2366 nucleotides. RefSeq lists its product as uncharacterized. Gene Ontology annotation, biological process: intra-Golgi vesicle-mediated transport. The record is from RefSeq and is a predicted model, not a curated record. Lineage: Eukaryota; Fungi; Ascomycota; Eurotiomycetes; Onygenales; Onygenaceae. Gene Ontology annotation, cellular component: Golgi apparatus; COG complex.